This is a messenger RNA of Nelumbo nucifera (sacred lotus), 696 nucleotides long. RefSeq lists its product as uncharacterized. NCBI's taxonomy places the organism in Eukaryota, Viridiplantae, Streptophyta, Magnoliopsida, Proteales, Nelumbonaceae. The record is from RefSeq and is a predicted model, not a curated record.
AUGGACAAGGCAUUGAUUGAGCUACUUGUUGAUCAAGUAGCAUUGGGCAACAAAAUUGAUAAGGGGUUUCGGACAUUUGCUUACACAUCAGUAUGCAAGGAGAUGACUGCCCGUUUCAAUAUUGAUAUGAGAACACCCCAUACUAAGAAAAGAAUGAGAACAUUAAAACCCAUAUACAUGGAAGCCAAGAAGCUGCUCGAAACUAGUGGCUUUGGCUGGAAUGAAACCAAAAAUCAAAUCAUAGCUGACCUAGUUGUUUCGGAUGAUUACAUCAAGAUGUUUGAGGAGAUGCAAACAAUUAUGGAAAAUGAUCAACCUAUAGGUGACAAGGCUAUGGUAGGGUUUGAGUCAAUGACUGAAUGUAAUGUUGAUUUUGAUGGUGCUGAAGAGGAUGACCUUGAGAUCAAUGAUGAUGCAAUAACCCCACUGACUGUUGAUGAAUUCAUUUGUGAAGAUGGUACUCAAUCAGUCUCCAACAACAACCGUAUGGCAGAGAUUGAGAUGGAUUUCUUGAACUGUUUAUGGAAGGAAGUUAUGGACUUGGAAAGGUAUGACAUUCAAGUCCGGAGCACUAUCUUUAGGUACCUAGGUGAACAUGACAAGGAAGCAAGGAUUUUCCUUGCAAGGGACAAGCCAUUUAGGGCUCAGAUGGUCCUAUCCAUCAUAUCUAAGAUGAUUGGUUUUGGUGGAAUGUAG